Messenger RNA from Chaetomium globosum CBS 148.51, 885 nucleotides. RefSeq lists its product as uncharacterized. Bases 1 to 885 code for a protein of 294 amino acids. Gene Ontology annotation, biological process: transmembrane transport. Gene Ontology annotation, molecular function: transmembrane transporter activity. Gene Ontology annotation, cellular component: membrane. NCBI's taxonomy places the organism in Eukaryota, Fungi, Ascomycota, Sordariomycetes, Sordariales, Chaetomiaceae. The record is from RefSeq and is a predicted model, not a curated record. The transcript is spliced from 3 exons.
AUGCAGAUGGGGGGUCUGGCUGGCCUCAACGGCUGGCGCUGGAUCUUCAUUAUCGAGGGUAUCAUAACCGUGCUGCUUGGUUUUGUUGGAUACUGGCUUCUGGUUGAUUUCCCCGACGCAAAGCGCAAGAGCUGGAGCUUCCUCUCAGCUCGGGAAAAGGAGUGGGUGUGCGCUCGUGUCGACGCCGAUCGUGGAGACGUCAAGCCGCAGCCCUUCUCACUGGCCAAGUAUCUUCGCGCUGGCACCGACAUCAAGGUGUGGGCGUACGCCAUGAUCUUCUUCAACACCACAACCGUCACCUACGCGCUCGCCUACUUCCUGCCCAUCAUCCUCAGGGGGAGCAUGGGUUUCAGUGUCGGCGAGGCGCAGUGCCUCGUGGCGCCCCCCUACGCGUUCGCCGGUAUCAUCAUGUACGCCACGGGCUGGGCGGGCGACAAGUACCGGCUGCGCGGACCCAUCAUCAUCUUCAACUGCCUACUGUGCAUCAUCGGCCUCCCGAUCAUGGGCUUCCACACGAACGCCGGCGUCCGCUACUUCGGCGUCUUCCUCGUCACCGCCGGCGCCAAUGCCAACGUGCCCGCCGCCAUGUCGUACCAGGCGAACAACAUCCGCGGCCAGUGGAAGCGCGCCUUCUGCAGCGCCACCUUCGUCUCGUUUGGCGGCAUCGGCGGUAUCGCCGGCAGUCUCGUCUUCCGCGACCAGGAUAUGCCGGGCUACCGCCCGGGCCUGUACGCCUGCAUCGCCACCACGCUCCUGACCAUGCUUAUGGUGGGCGCGCUUUCGCUUGACUUUUACCGCCUUAACAAGAAGGCUGAUCGGGGCGAGAGGGAGCUCGAGUGUGAUGCGGAUGAUAACUACGAGCCUGGAUUCCGCUACACUUAUUAA